AUGAUUCCGUCGGUUGCUCCGCCCCGCCAGGAGUACCUCGAGCGCCGACGCAAUGAGAACGCAUUUGUGCCACGCUUUUUCGGCGCCGCCCCGGAGCCACAGCAGGUUUUACGCGAUGCUGAUCAGGAAGAGGUGCGUUACUCAGACGAGUUGCGUUACUCAGACGAGGACCUCUUUGCGCCCGGCGAUGCGCCAAACUGCUUCUCGGAUUGGCUCCAUGCCUGCGGCGAUUGCCUGGUCAUCUGUUGCAGCACACGGUAUAAUCAUUCGUCCUCCUCAAAACUGGAGGCAGUCGAAACUGAAAGCUGGCUAGCGGGAGAAAGCCAACCCUACUUCAUCUCCUUCUGCCUCUACUUCUGCUGCUCCGUUGGGAACGACGUCGGGGGCCGCUUCAUCUGGCCGACUGCUUGCCCGUGCGGCUGCAUCACUUGCUGCUGCCCGCUCAGCGGUCUCGGCGCCAGCGGACACGACGGCGUCUGCGACGCUGGCUGUGUCUGUUGCAGAUCCUCGGCGCAGCGCCUCGACAGCGUGCGAUACUGGACGCAGCGUGUGAUGGUGGCGAGCUCCGAGAAGGUGAUCGAGACCUAUCCGCUCCCCACCGAUCCAACACUCGACCCACCCUACCCUUCGCCCGGCCCGACGGACUUUGCGAGGAAGAUUGAGGCGAUGGCCAACUAUCUCGUGUCCAUUCCAUGCAUCUUCCCGUUCUGCAUUCGCUAUCAGACGGGCUGCUGUGGCCUUUGCACACGGGCAGGCUUCGCGCCCGAUGCGACGUACAUGCCUGCAAGCUCGGCCCUCGGCUCGGCCGAUAAGCUCAUGCACGCGGGCGAGUGCGGCGGCUACUGGGCAUUCCCAAAGGCGUUCAAAAACGCCGCGGGAGAGCAGCUUCGUGGCCGACUGCCGACACCUCCCGGCGCGAGGGACGACAACGGUAGGCCGUUCGAGACCAACGUGGCCGUCGGCAAGCCUGGCUCCAAGGUAAUCUUUUGGGCGCAUGGGUCGGGCUGGAUCGCGACUCAGUCGGCCGUCUACCUGUGGCUGAUCGCGCUCUUCCUGUGUCAGCAGACGGGCCACGUCGUGCUCGUGGGUGAGUACCCCCUCGCGAGCAGCACAUCGGGCAACGUUGGGUUCUACCCGACGCAGCUGGCUCAGUGGGUUCGGACGUACGCCAAUCUCGUCAGGGUGUACGGGCCCGAGAACGUUAUCCUCGGGGGCGACUCGGCUGGCGGCGGCCUGGCCAUGAGCACCCUCCUCUGCGCGCUUUCGCCUGAACGACUUAUCGCCAGCCCCGCGGGCAUGCUGCUCAUCUCACCAUUUGUUGACCUGUCUGACGGCUCGUCGGACAAGGAGCACGUGAGCUCGAUGGCGGCCAAUGCUCCACGUGAGAAUGGCGGCCUAGCAAAUUACGGACUCGCCGACAUCUUGCCGCACAACGGCUAUCAAGAGGUGUGCGCGGUGUACGCGUCUGCAGAGACCCGAAACACGGAACCGCUGUGCUCGCCCGGGCUCCACAAUAAGAAGACCCUCAAACCAUAUUGGCGCGAUUGGCCAACGACGUUCAUCGCGUGGGGCGACCAAGAGAUCCUGCGAGACCAGAUCUCGGCCACAGCAGCAGCACCGCCGGGCGGGCUUGUGACCACCCAUGUGGUUGAGAGGGGCUUCCACAUCUCACCGAUCGUCGGACUACCGCUGGUGGAGAACCUCGGCUGUUGUGGCGGGAGCGAUCCCCAGCACUCCGAGGUGGCCAGGGCCUGGUACGUCAUUCUCUCUUGGCUCCGGGACACCGUGGGAUGGAAGGAGACCCGAGUGCCGGAGGAGUGGAGGCCGGCGGUCUAUAGGACCACUACUAGCUAA
This is a messenger RNA of Emiliania huxleyi CCMP1516, 1854 nucleotides long. RefSeq lists its product as hypothetical. Gene Ontology annotation, molecular function: hydrolase activity. The transcript has a single exon. NCBI's taxonomy places the organism in Eukaryota, Haptophyta, Isochrysidales, Noelaerhabdaceae. The coding region runs from base 1 to 1854 and encodes 617 amino acids. The record is from RefSeq and is a predicted model, not a curated record.